CAAGCCUUCGGCGUCUUUGUAGGACAAGGUACUUUUUGAGCAUUUCCAGGAUGGUAGGAAAUUCCAGACUGGGUCCCCAAGAGAGGGCUUAGCAGCAGUGCCCCAGACCACACUGAGACUUGAAUCUGCCUGGAUUGGGGAGAGGUCGGCAGUUUGCAAGGGUUGAGAAGGACUCAGGGUGGGCAUAACAACUCCAGAAUUGACAGGCAGAUCCCAGGUGGCGUGAGAAGGGAGGUCUGGCAGCCUCAGCCUACUCCUUCUUUCGACUUUACACUGAUCCAAACUACCAACGCCAUGAUCUGGACUCCUGCAUCUCUGCUCCUUGCUACCAUUAUUCUCAGCAGCUUCCCCAAUCUAGGCGAUGGAGGGAGACCAAUGGCCAAACUGGCAUCCAGGAAGCUGUGUGCGGAUGAAGAGUGCAGCUACCCCAUCUCUCAGGCUGUUGCACUGCAAGACUAUUCAGCCCCAGACUGCCGCUUCCUGUCUGUGCAACAAGGCCAGGUUGUCUUUGUCUACUCCAAGCUGAUGGGCCGAGGUCGUCUCUUCUGGGGAGGGAGUGUCCAGGGGGAGUACUAUGGGUCCCAGCCUGCCCGAUUGGGCUACUUCCCAAGCAGCAUUCUCCGAGAGGACCAUGUCCUGAAGCCAGGAAAGGUGGAAGUGAAAACCGACAAGUGGGACUUUUACUGCCAGUGAGUCCAGGAUCUCCCGGCCCCUGCCUCUGCUCGCCUGGGGAAGCGGAUGCUGGCCCCGAGCCCCAAGACGCCUGCCUCCUUCCCUUCUCUCCACUGUGCCCCUUGCCCAACUUUGUGCCAAUAACACCCAUGUACA
This is a messenger RNA of Gracilinanus agilis (Agile Gracile Mouse Opossum), 828 nucleotides long. RefSeq names its product MIA SH3 domain containing (gene MIA). The transcript is spliced from 4 exons. Gene Ontology annotation, biological process: extracellular matrix organization. Lineage: Eukaryota; Metazoa; Chordata; Mammalia; Didelphimorphia; Didelphidae. Gene Ontology annotation, molecular function: protein binding. The coding region runs from base 295 to 693 and encodes 132 amino acids. The record is from RefSeq and is a predicted model, not a curated record.